AUGAAUGAAAUACGUCAGCUGAAUGAUCUCAUACGUCAAAAGGAACAAGAAUGGAAUGAGUUAGUCUACUUGCAAAAAGCGAAAGAAGAAUUAUUAAUAAGAUUAUCAAGAAAGAGGGACGUAAUGUUAAUGCGUAUGAAAGUUGAUGAUGGCCACAAUACGAGUAGUGACCUGAAUGAUCUGACAAUGUUGAACUCCAACUGUUCUAACAAUGCUGUUAGUUUAACAAAUAUUUUAUCAAAAAGUAUGUUUCCAAAUUAUUUUUCCAAUGCAGCGUCUGUUAAUGGGGAGGUCACUAAUAAAAUUGAACCUCAAGUUAAUCAUUUUGCAAAUAAUGUUCAUAAUGGGGUAACAGUUUUACCAGUAAAUUAUAGUGGGAGCAAUUUCCAAGCUAAAAUUCAGCUACCUCCACAAGCCCAUAGCAAUAAUAUUAUUAAAAAUGGUCCAAUGAAUCAUUUUAAUAAUCUUGGCAAUAUCAAUCAUAAUCAAUUUAUGCUCAACCAGCAACUAAACAGUCCUAUCAAUGGUCGACAAGGUCUAGUCAAAGAUGUAAAAUCUAUAAUUGCUGACUACAGACAGCAGCAUCCGGAAGUAGUUCCAAAGAGGGGAAGACGUAUGAAGUCUGUAUUGCAAAGUAACAAUGUUGGAAUUGCUGAUGGACCAAAUGAUGCUAAUAGACUUUCUGAACUUGGCUUAUUACUGGCUAAUAAUGAAAUGGGAUCAAGACCAUCUAGUUCUGAAUCAAAUGAUAACAUGCUUCUGCGCAACCAACAUUUCCAAUUAAACAGUGAUAAUGGUAUUCCAUUAUCUUUAAUGAAUGAUAUUUCGCGAACAAGUGAUAUUUCUCUGCAUCCAAUAAAUGGCAAUCUAGAAGACACUGGGAAGCAGCAAAGUUUGCUUCAUGGUAUAUUAUCUAAGAAGUCUCAACGAACUACAACAAGUACAUCUGACUCAAAUGCUUACACUUCAACUUUGGCACGAUUGCUGACAGCUCCAGAAAGAAAUUCCAGUAAUACAUCAAUAAAUCACCUACCAUCUACAUUGGCAGAACGGCUUGGAGGGAAUAUCAGCAACAGGAAAACCAUGACUGUAACAAAUGAAAGGAGUAAAAGAAGAUGUACAGAUGAAGUUACCAUAACUCCUAUAGAUAAUAGGCCUGCUGUUGAAUCAAACGAGGUAAAAGAAGAGCCAAAAGAUUCAGGAGAGCAUCAUAUAGAAAUAAAUAUCAAUGGUGAAAGUGCUGUGACAGAAGAAAAUGGAGAUGAGGAAGAGGAAACUCCACCACCCUGUCAAGGCUGUAACAAAUCUGAAGCACAUUAUGUUUGUGCAGGCUGUGCUAAUCAAUGGUAUUGUUCGAGAGAAUGUCAGGUGAAUGCUUGGGAAGUUCAUUCAGAGGUUUGCAAGGGGUAAUCGAGCAUGAGUAAUGUGUUGUCUUCACUUGAAGUGUUCAACUUUCAUUUUCGUUAAAUCAACAAAACU
This is a messenger RNA of Ctenocephalides felis (cat flea), 1479 nucleotides long. RefSeq lists its product as uncharacterized. Lineage: Eukaryota; Metazoa; Arthropoda; Insecta; Siphonaptera; Pulicidae. The record is from RefSeq and is a predicted model, not a curated record. The coding region runs from base 1 to 1410 and encodes 469 amino acids. The transcript is spliced from 7 exons.